AUGGAGGUCGUCGUCUCUGGGCUACAAUGCCCCUCGGGAAUCGCGCUUGAAGCCGCCAAAGGCGAACUGUACUGGUCAGACUUGGCAGACAGGAAGAUCCACCGUGUCUAUCUGGACGGGUCCGGUGCCCAGGAGGCGGUUGUUGAAGGCCUGUCUGCACCCAGCGGCACAUCCUUGGCCCUCGAUGAGGAGCGGCUACUGUGGGCGGAUCUCUCCCUGCGACAAAUCCUCUGCGCCAAGCGCGAUGGCAGCUCCAAGUCCCCGCAGAUCCUGGUGUCGGAGCUGAACAAGCCGAACGCCGUGGCGGUGGAUGCCUUCAGCCGGAAGGUGUACUGGGGCGACUUCGGAACGCGGAAGGUGCACCGAGCUUGCUCGGAUGGCACUCAGCCGGAAGUGGUCGUUCCUUAUGGCAAGAACUCCACAAGCAUCGUGGUCGACUCGGUGCGCUCCAAGCUGUUUUGGACCAACUUCGGCACGCACGCGAUCUACCGCUGCGAUCUGGACGGCCGUGACAUGCAGCCGCUGAUCACAGGUCUCGAGGGACCCAGCGCCGUGGCUUUGGCCCCGCGGGCCGGCCGAUUGUACUGGGUUGAGCGUACCGCUGGCCGAAUCCGCCGGGCCUGCGUGGAUGGAACUCUGGUUGAGGAUGUGGUCUGCAAUCUUGGCGAUGCCUGGCUGCAUAGCUGCUGGCUAGGACUGGGACAUCAGGCCGUUGAGUUCGUUUCUGCGAGGAAGGACCCCUGGGCACUGGCCCUGGGCCCAGAGAGCCACAGUGGCUCUGCCUGA
Messenger RNA from Symbiodinium natans, 786 nucleotides. The record is from the annotation of a GenBank genome assembly. Lineage: Eukaryota; Dinophyceae; Suessiales; Symbiodiniaceae.